GUCACACUGGCUACAAAAAAAGGAAAACGUGCGCACGAUUUGGUUCUGUCAAUUAGAUUUUUAUUGAAAAACUGAGUGAAAAGAUGGCAAGCAAGCCGAAAAAAGAGGUACUAUGCGACUAUUGCCACAGCAGCGACGAGGCGAAGAACAUGUUCUCCGGCCAGAAGGUAUUCGCCAUGGGCCGCAAAAUUGUGGGUCUGCUCGAGAUCGUCACGCACAGCAACCACCCGGCCAACGCGGCCGUAAGGGUAUGCUUCCAUUGCGCCUCGAAUUUGCUGUCAGUCACCCAGGUAAUCGAGAAGUCCAAAAAUAUGGUGGCCAGGAUUGCUCUCGGCCUGAGAAGCGAGGAGCUGAAUUUUAAAUCCAGCGAUGAAGAACGGCCAGGCGUUGUUUCUAAGCCGAAUCGGAACACUACCAUACGCCAGCGCAGCAAGUCGAUUGCCGCGGUACCAGAAACACCACUUUUCACAGGGUCUACAACUGCCAAGGGCCUUCAUAAGAAACUUGAUGGUUCCGCCAAAUCGCGACUUCUCGAGGAUUCCAUAAAGAUGACGCCCGCCAAGGAGGUGUCGCCAAAGAAGAAGGCUUUCAAGCAGCUCUUUGGCACCGGCGAUGGCGAUGACGAUGCCGCUGAACUGACAUCCGAAAGCGAGGAGGGGGAAACCGAAGAGGGAGCUACAAAGACGAUCAACAUCGAGACCAAUAACUUCAAGUGCAAUUAUUGCGAAUACGCUUCGAAGUAUCCCAAACAGUUCAAGGAACAUUUGCACACAGAACACGGUCAGCAGCGGCCACGCAUUUACUCCUGUCCCCGCUGCCCCAAGAGCUUUGGAGUCCUCAAAACGAUGAAAGAUCAUUUGUUAUUGGUCCAUUCGCUCGUAAUCGAAAGCGGACCGAAGGCGGCCAAGUCGAAGCAAAACAAAUCAGAGGGCCAGCAAACGGUUGAUGCAAAGGAUCCCAAGGAGCCAAUGGUUCAGGAGGAACCAAAGACUCAGAACCGUAAGCCAAAGGAAGUUAAGCCUAAAGCAAAAAAACCAGAGGAGGUUAUGGAAAUCAAGUCUACGGAUAGCCCAAAGAAAUCAAAGUCAUUGGGUGAACAGGUUGUGAGCAAAGCAAUGAAUGGCAAGGAAACCAACCAGCGCGAUUUGGCCACUUUCAAAGCCCUUAACGAGUUAUCGAUUAAGCAGAAAAUGUUCGAUAAGCUGAUCGAUCCGGAAUACACAUUUGCCAUCAACGGAUCCAGUGCAUCCACUCCCAGGGCAGAGUCCUCAGAUUUCCAGUGCGACAUUUGCGACUGCGAGCUGACUACCGCUAAGCAGAUGCAAGAUCACAUGAAGACCGCCCAUGGCAUCGACAAGCCAAAGAUCUUCAAGUGCAACGUUUGCGAGAAGAGUCUGACCACCAAACAGUCUCUAAAUAAGCACAUGAAUCUGCACGGCGAGGGUGCUGAGCAAGCAAAUUCCACCAAGCGAAAGAUCCUGCAGGCCGAGGAGGAAAUCGUGGAGAUUGAGAGUAGUGUCGAAUGGAACAAAAUGGCUGAUAAUGACGAGAUGCCUAGGGAAGAAAAGAUAGAAAGGGAGCAAGACCAGGUUGAUGGAGCCAUGCCCGCUCCUCAGUCGCCCCUCAAGAAGGCCAAAAAGAGCAAGUCCGGUUUGCUGGACACUUCUGUGGCCACAACCAAUGGGGAAUCGCCUUCAAAGGCUGAGAAACGUACGAAGCAGAACAAAUCUGGGUACUUGUCCAGUGACCAGUGGAUGGAAGAGAUAAACCAUAACGUUAAGCCGCACAAGAAGGCCCGCCUGGAGUCCGUUACGGACUCAACCGCCGACGAGUCCACGUCCAGCCUCAGCUGCAACCAGUGCGCAAAGCCGUUCUACUCGGUGCAGCGUUUACAUGAACAUGUCCACAAGAAACACGCCUCGGUUCUGAAGUGUCCAAACUGUUAUAACAUUUUCAGCAGCCAUCUCGAUUACGUGGGCCACUUUUCCGAGUGCGGUGCCGUGGACGCACUUCCCUGCGGCGUGGCAAACUGCAAGAAGAGUUUCUCCGAUGCCAACUACCUAAGCUCGCAUCUGCGCAAGCGCCACCAGUAUGCUUAGGGCCGCUUUUGUUUUUUUUAAUUCAUCACUUUUUGACCUAAUUAGUUUUAUAGUUAGGUUAUUGAUUUACGUUUGAAUUUUGGUAAAGUUUUUACUUGUCUUUUAUGAUUUAUAAGAACAACUUUAAAUUGCAAUGUACAAAGACAUCUUUAUCUUUUGACACAUAAUCUUAACUACGAAAUGAAGUAGUAGGAGAAGACUGGACAUACCCUUUAAUAGGAAAUGAAGUACUCACCAAGAGUAUGCAAAUCCCUUUCACCUUAAGUGACUAUUUUUGUACUAAAAAUUCAACUGUUAAUAAAAAAUGUCAAAUGACUACGACAUA
Molecule: messenger RNA, 2424 nt
Organism: Drosophila elegans
Lineage: Eukaryota; Metazoa; Arthropoda; Insecta; Diptera; Drosophilidae
Gene: indra
Product: zinc finger protein CG2199
Exons: 2
Coding region: 84-2099 (671 amino acids)
Biological process (GO): regulation of transcription by RNA polymerase II
Cellular component (GO): nucleus
Molecular function (GO): RNA polymerase II transcription regulatory region sequence-specific DNA binding; DNA-binding transcription factor activity, RNA polymerase II-specific
Source: RefSeq, a predicted model, not a curated record